This is a messenger RNA of Saxophila tyrrhenica, 1188 nucleotides long. RefSeq names its product DNA-directed RNA polymerase core subunit rpc40 (gene RPC40). Gene Ontology annotation, cellular component: RNA polymerase I complex; RNA polymerase III complex. Gene Ontology annotation, biological process: DNA-templated transcription. The transcript has a single exon. The record is from RefSeq and is a predicted model, not a curated record. Gene Ontology annotation, molecular function: DNA binding; protein dimerization activity. The coding region runs from base 1 to 1188 and encodes 395 amino acids. NCBI's taxonomy places the organism in Eukaryota, Fungi, Ascomycota, Dothideomycetes, Mycosphaerellales, Extremaceae.
AUGGAAGGGCGGUUUCCACCAAGCAACCCUUGGGCACCGCUGACGGCCGAAGAACUCGAAGCGCGCAAGGUCGUCAACGUGAACGCCGAGACUGUGACCAACACCGCUGCCACCGACAUACCCGGACACUGGGGCCCCGAGCAGGACGACAGCUGGAACCUGGGCCGCUUUCGCGACAAUCUCCGGAUCGACUUUCACCAGAACAAACCACACGAUGCGGCAUUCUCUCUAGUUGGCGUCGAUGCGUCCAUCGCCAACGCCUUCCGGAGAAUCUUGAUCGCCGAGAUACCUACCCUGGCGAUCGAAGAAGUCUUCAUGUUCAACAACACCAGCAUCAUCCAGGACGAAGUACUUGCGCAUCGCCUCGGUCUCAUCCCUCUGACGGGCGGUGAAAAGGGUUUGAAGUGGCUGCGCUCGUUCCGGAAGCCGCCUCCGAAGGACGACUUUGCCGCGCAAGCCGCUCACAACGACGACGGAGAGCCGAGCACGGCGAGCGACUUUAAUACUGUGGUUUUGGGACUGAAGGUGGAAUGUCGUUGGGCUACUGAAGCACUCGACGGCAGGGACGGGAAGAAGCUUGCCAAGGAGGGCGAGACAGAUCCCAACGUGCGCUAUGUGAACUCCAACGUCUAUGCCCGAGAUUUCAAAUUCAUGCCCCAAGGUCAGCAGGAAACUCAGUUUGCCGGCGAGGAUGCGAUCAAACCCGUCAACCCGGACAUUUUGAUUGCAAAACUACGCCCCGGCCAAAAGAUUGAGUUGCAAUGCCACUGCAUCAAAGGGGUCGGCAUGGACCAUGCCAAGUUCUCCCCUGUCGCUACAGCAUCCUACCGCCUUCUACCUCAGAUCAACAUCACAUCACCUAUUCUCGGCGCCGAAGCUAAGAAGUUCGCGCGCUGCUUCCCGAAAGGCGUGAUUGGUCUGGAACCUUCUGACGAGUCCGACCCGAACAGUGAGCCGAAAGCUGUUGUCAAGGAUCCUAUGAAGGAUACCGUGAGCAGGGAGUGCUUACGCCAUGACGAGUUCAAAGGGAAGGUGAAGCUGGGCAGGGUGCGGGAUCACUUCAUCUUCUCGGUGGAGAGCACGGGACAAUUGAGGAGUGACGAGCUAUUCCUCGAUUCAGUGAGGCUACUGAAGGCAAAGGCGGAAAGAUUCAAGAAGCAUCUGAGUGAGCUUGAGGAGGGCCGGUAG